AUAUUUGCUAUAUAUAUAUUGCUUUCGUUUGCUAUGAACGUUUUGUAUUGUUCUAUUUAUAUGAGAAUUUUAUAAACAAUUUAUUACGCCGAAUGAGUGUUAAAACUGGAAAAAGGAAUUGAAGACGAUGCUAUGAAUGUUCACAUAGGAAGCAGCAGACCGCCCGACGUUUGAUUCUAACGAGAGUACCUUACCUCCUAAAAGUACAGGACGAACAUUCAGAGAUGGCAUUCGGAAAAUAGAUCUAAUCCUAGUGAUGAAAGAUGAAGAAAACAUCGUAGCUGACCCUAUGAAAAACACUUUUCUAACCAACAUUGUUAAAAUGGGAUUAGAAAUUGAAUUUGAAAAUGGAGUGUUGCCGAUUCACAAUAAGUUAAUAUUUUUUAAAGUGCAUUGUCCGAAUGAUGUUCUGAACAAUUUAGGAAAUGCUUUUGGUGUAAAGUGUCUUCAGAUUGCUCGUGCCGAACACAUAAUGUCACAUAAAGAACGCGAGUGGAUAAAUUUAAUAAGAAAGCAGUACACACAACCAUUGCAAUACUCGAGCUUAGAGAGAAGCCUUGUUGUUUAUAUGACCUUGCUGAACGUUCCAUUUGGAGACCGACAAAACUAUAUAGGACUGGAAAGGUUAAUAAAACGCAAGGUAGUAAUAGAUGCAUACGCGUUGCAUGACGGGCCGUAUUACAUUCCACAAGACGCUACAAAUAUUAAUGCUCGUCAGAUCCUAUUUUAUAAUUGGGCCGGUAUAUCGAAUAUAUUAACGAGACAGCCAUUAAACGUGGUGCAUGAAUACUUUGGGCCAAAGAUUGCCACGUACUUCGCUUAUUAUGGACUUUACAAUCUAUUUCUAACAAUUGCGUCCAUAGCAGCUCUUACAGCACUCUUCUUGGCUGUAUUUCUAAAUGAAAACUAUAUGGAGGUGAGAUCACCACUUUGCGAAUCCUAUGAAUCUAUAUGUUCUGAUUGCCCAAAAGCUCAAGAUUUAGAUUUUUGUUAUAAUACACCUGUACGGAACUUUUGUAAUAUGUAUACAAUAUACAUAUUAACAGAUAAUAAGUAUACACAAUAUUUCGCAACAUUCAUCAUUCUCUGGGGUGUCUUUUUGAUUGCGUAUUGGAUUGGAAGAGAAAAAUAUUUGAGCUGGAUAUGGGAAACCCAAAAUAAGGAGUACAAUAAAAAACAAACAAGACCGGAAUUCCAGAUGCAUCUUGAAACAGCUGGGAAAUCAAACAAAACGGGCAUUACCAUGACUGGUAAAUCGUACUAUGCUGAAAUAAUAAAUUUAAUUUGUUAUAUUGUUGUCAUUUUAUUGACUGUAUUAGUUUUUUCUAUCUUUUUAAAACUAAGAAAGGAGCAAGACAGAGACUACAUCAUACGUAAUAAUAUUACUAAGCCAGAAACACUUAUUCCGAAAUUGAUUUAUACUAUGAUUGGAUUCGUCAUAGUUCUCUUUAUCAUUGAUCUCAUUCUUAGCAGAGUUGCGUAUAUAAUAGUUCAAAAAGAAAAUCAUAGAACCUACGAAUCGUACAGCCGGUCCCUUGUAGUACACCUUUAUACAUUGUGUUUCCUUCUGCCUAUGAUAGUGCUUGGGUACUUUGGAUUUCAUUCGGGUAUUUUCAAGUUAUACAGUGGUUUUGAAAGAGAAGUUAAUAACUCAAAAUCAUAUGAACGAAUAAUAGUUUUUAACAUGUGUGUGAUGACAUCAUGCGUCUACGAGCUUGCCAUUGCAUAUACAAUUGUUCUAUUUCUAAGAUUUGUGAUAUUGAGAAAAGUGUCACUAUACACAAGUUUGACUGAUUAUAAUCAACGUACGAUAGUGCAAAACGUUCCGUGCUGGGAGAGAGAAUACAUUUUACCUCCAUUUAAAGAAAGUUACCUAGCAAAGAAAAUGACAAUUCUUGUAAUGCAGUUCACCUUGAUCAUGUCCUUUGGUUUUGCGUCUCCGCCCGCCAUAGUGAUUGUAUUGUUGUUCAAUAUGUACGAUAUGAGGCGGGACGCAGAAUUAUGUACACUUCAUUACCGAAGACCUCUGCUUCUGAAAAACAAUUCUUUUCACAUAUGGACGGAAAUUUUAAAACUUAUGGUUUAUUUAUCCAUCAUUGUUAAUGUUGUGUCAUUAGUAUGCUCCACAGAUACUAUCGAAGCAUAUUUAAUUGAGCAAAGAAGGCCGGUCGGUAAAACGGUUUUAAACUUUUUAGAACUCUUUUUUCGGCAUGAACAUACCAAGCUUAUUUAUGACAGCAAGCGACGUUGGUUAUGCUGUCAUGCGCGAGGAUUCUUUCAUGUGUCGACGGAUAAUUUCGACGCAAAAAUAAAAAAAGAAACAAUAUUAACUAUCGACGAAUUAAGAACUCAUCAAUAUGCCUAUAUAUUUAUUUUUGAGAUUAUAAUGACUGCAAUAUUUAAGCUGAUGCAGUACAUAUUCUCAACUGAUGUCGAAGAACUGGAGAUUCCAAAAAAAGUAACACAACAACAGAGUGAAGCCAAAACUUUACAGGGUAUUACUUAGUGAAUAAAAUAAAA
This is a messenger RNA of Papilio xuthus (Asian swallowtail), 2520 nucleotides long. Its product is annotated as anoctamin-9-like. The transcript is spliced from 20 exons. NCBI's taxonomy places the organism in Eukaryota, Metazoa, Arthropoda, Insecta, Lepidoptera, Papilionidae. The coding region runs from base 257 to 2506 and encodes 749 amino acids. The record is from RefSeq and is a predicted model, not a curated record. Gene Ontology annotation, biological process: chloride transmembrane transport. Gene Ontology annotation, molecular function: protein dimerization activity; chloride channel activity.